CUUCGUCCAGUGCCAAACGUGUGUGUGUGUUGGGGAAGAAUAUCAGCAAUACAAGACUAUGAAAAGAAAACCAGACACAGCUAGAUUAUAAAAAAAAAAAAAUAAAUAAAUAAAUAAAAAAAUAAUAAUAAAUAAAUAAAUAAAAACAAAGAUUUAUCGUAACUUGUUCCGGGGGAGUGGGAGGUGAACUUGUCAGGUUAGUGGUCGUCAUGGCAGCAGGCAGUGGGAAUGGUGGUGGUGUGCACGCCCAGAAGGUGUGUGGGUUCUUCCUGCAGCAUAAGGGCAGACCGUGCAGGAUGCUGGUGAAGGCAGGGCGGCGGUACUGCGGCCAGCACCUGGUGGAGGAGAACUCGGAGGAGACAACUGGCAAGCACAAGAGGAUUCCUUGCCCUCUGGAUCCAAAGCACUCCUGCUUUGAGCACCGCCUGGACCACCACCUCACUAUCUGCAAUGCUCGGGUUGUGACAGACCUUCCCCACCUCAGGCUCAACUGUAAUCUGCGGGUGUGUGGGGAGUACAUGCCCGCUAAAGUGUCCCUCUCCUCCCUGCCUGAUGAAGUGCUGCUAGCCUUCAUCACCAAGUUGGAAAGGAUACAUGCAGACGCCAUCGAUGCUGUCAGAGAGUCAAUUAUGUGUCUGGAUGCGGUGGAGGCAGUGAUAGCAGAAUGCUGCGGCAGUCCCAGCAUGGUGCGCCAUCUCAGGCAGACCUCCUCCCUCCUGGCACACUUAAAGGCAGCAAACCUCCUUGACACUGCCACCAACUCAACUUGUUAUGUGGAGUUUGGAGCAGGCCGAGGCCAACUCACAAAAUCAUUGACCGAGGCAGUGACAGACAUCAGCAAGGCUCUGUUUGUGCUGAUAGAUCGAGGUGCUCAGAGGUACAAGUAUGACACCAAGCUGAGAUACAACCAAAGUAUCAAUGUAAAACGAUUUCGCGUGGACAUUCAACAUCUCAGCCUGGAAGGAGUGGAGGGCAGUGAAGACUACCAGCACAUAGUGGGACUUGGCAAGCAUCUCUGUGGCAGUGCUUCAGAUCUAGCCCUGCGCUGCUUGUGCCAGCACCCGGGUAUGCAGGUUGUGGGGGUGGUGCUGGCCCUGUGCUGCCACCACCGCUGUGUCUGGGACUCCUACUGUGGUCUGGAGGUGCUGCAGGGACUGGGUGUGCAGCCCUCAGAAUUUUACAUUCUGACAGCACUGACGGGAUGGGCAACUUGUAACUCAAAAGAUGUUCCAAGCAAGGAAGAGAUGACUUCUGAACCUCGAAACACGGACAGUUUUGGAAUGAAUGCUAGUCAAGAGAAGCAUCCUGAGCUUUUAUCACCAAAAGAGACUAUGACUAGGAAAAAUCUUGUGGACAAUCGUUACACAAGAUUGAACUUAGCAGCACAGCACCGGGAGGAGAUAGGCAGGAAGGCCAAACAGGUGCUGGACUAUGGUCGGAUGCAAUACAUGCGCGAGCAAGGCUUUGAGUGCAGCCUGGUGCAGUAUGUGGCCAAGGACACCACCCCGGAGAAUGUUGCUUUGAUUGCAAGUCGUGUGCCAAGGAAGGGCAUACAGGAACCAGUACAGAGCCUUGAAGAGGAGAUUUGAUGAUGAGAGGGCUCAUAAAUAUAGGACACACCAAAGACUGCACUCUUCUCCUCACUCCACAGUUAAAGAACAUCAAGGUAGUGUUGUUCUGAAAGCUAAGAAAAUACUGAAGACAGUGUAUAUCAAAAUAGUCCCCUAAAUUAAGUAACAUUGCCUCUGCUGCUCUCUUUGCAUCAUACAACUUCCAACCUAUUGUAGUAAUGCUGAAUACUGUUCCUACUCCCUCUAGAACAGAUAGUGGAACCAAACUAACUUCGCAUUAGGGGGUGUUGGCUGUUCCUACUGUGCAUUGCUGUCAUCCUUUGCCGUGAUAGUUCCAGAGUUAUAAGUUGUUAUAUAUGGCUCUUUAUUUCAUGAUGGAUCAAUGAUGCUGUAUAUCUUCUGGUAUGUGGUGACCCAAGGCCAUGCAGGAGCAGAAAACAGGAAUAAUAUCCAAGAAGGCACUAGAACAGAAGUAGAUCUCAAAAAGAAAAGGAUGGAAGAAAGGUAAGAGACAAAAACUACUAUAAGAUAUAGUAAGAGACAAAGGAAAAAAGAGAGAUAUACAAGCAGAUACCAAGAGGAAAACAAGGUAUUGCAGGCCAAAGAAACAAGAUAGUGAAGCAGAAAAAAAAGAAAAAAGUUAGAGAGGCGAAGAAGAGAUAGAUAGCCAAGUAACAACAAGGAAAAGAGUAUACAAGCAAAACCAAGUGAAAAAAGAUGGGAAAAAAUCUUUUCUAAACUAAAGACUAAAGACAAAUAGAAAGUAGUACAGGCUGAGAAAGCUAAUUAGAGACGCAGAAGAUGGCGAGAAAGCUAAUUAGAGAUGCAAAAGAUGGCAAGAAAUACUUGGAAAUAGCAAGGUAAAUAGAAGAUAUAGCAGGCUGAGGAAGCAAGAUAGAGGGAGACAAAAGUGAACAAGAGAUACACAAAAGUAAACACCAAGAUUAAGAGAAGUGAUGGAACAAGACGAGAGAAUCAUCUAGAAUAGACUUUCCAUGCCCAUAAGUUAUCAGAAGACUAAGAAUUAUAUGAACCAAAGAUACUCAGCAGAUGUGGAUGUGACCUGCGACACAGUCCAGAAGAGGAUCAGCUGAUUAGCAUAUGACUAGUGUAUAUAUGGGAAAGGAGCACGAUCUGCCCUCUUUGAUGUCUGGUGGGGUAGACCAGAAUAUUGUGGAAUUAACCAGAACUCCACCCACCAAUAUCCCGGUGUGCUCUGAGGGUUGUAACAGAACCCUCCAUGCUCCUGAUGGUAGGCAGUUGGAGAUCUGUCUUAGAGCACUUCAGGUUUUUGAAGCCAUGUAGGAGGGAACAGCCAUGAUGCUUCACCAAUUGAUCGUUAAAGUGGUGAAUAUAGGGUGUUCCCCCUUCUUUUCUUGGACUCAAUCACAGAUUUUGCCAGUGUCGUAGCAGGAGGUCUUCAGCCCGUGUGCAUGUUCUAAGACAUUGCCGGUGGAUGGGUUGGUGACAAUCUGGAAAUCACGCACCACAGACUGAAGACCAUCCCAAACCACAACUUCCCAUUUCUGCGCACCUAUGGCUGUCCGUAUAUUCGGCUCCCAUAAAACUGAACCCUUUCUUAGCCAGUUGUUUGACUAAGAGGUAGAGGACUCUCAUGUCUCUUGAUCCUCUCUGGAGAAAGGACUGGGCAAGAAUGUAAGAUGUGAUCAAGGGAUUCCACUUGGCCACAGCCCAAGUAGCAAAGGAUGGGGGUUGCCAGAUCCUCUGCUAGAUAUUCUCAUUUUGGUACUAACCAUGCCAAGGCAGGAUUUGAUGGUGUUCUCAUUUUAUUACUCACAUACCAAGGCAGGUUUUGAUGGCGGGGACAUAAUUAUAGCUCUUUGUAGGGAGGAUGCCAUUGUGUACCUGAUCAUGGGUUGAGGACAAGCUGUCUGCCCCUUUUAGGCCUCUACCAUCAGCUGAGGCAUAGAGCUGCUCUUUGUGUUAGUGCAGCAUUUUUUCUCAUUUCUUUAGCAGUUACAUUAGAGGACAUUUAAAUAAACCCUUAGUGAUCCUCACAGCCCUGCUUCCAUUGCUCUUAUUUAGCCUUUCAAGGCACCCCUUAUAUAAGGCAGGUACAGUGAAGCAUGAUACCCUUAGUUCCCAAUCACAUACCUUGGUGUAAAUGGUAGCGUUAGGGGUGUCUUUGGGCAGGUGUAGGACCUUCUUAGCAAAGUUCCUUACUUCAGUCAUGUUGAUGUAAUGUACCUUUCUUGAUUUUGCAAAGUAUCCUUAGGUACUGAUGUUUAGGUAUAAUGACACUUUUUAGACCUCAUAGUUUUUGUUGGAGCUUAAGGGGUACCUGUUAUUAAGUCUUUAAUCAGGGCUUUGAGGGUCCACCUUGGCUCAGCUUGGCCCAAAGCUAUUCCCACCUCCAGACUGAGGUAUUUGUAGGUUUCCCCCAACCCAAGUGCUCAAAUUUUAGUGCUCCCAGCAGUGAAGGUGGAGCAAGCAUCUGCCAACCAUCUCUUUCUCUUCCUGUCUCUCUUGAUGUUAAGGAUGGCACAUUUAUGAUGACCAAGCUCCAGCCCCACCUUCCUAGCCUCCCUUGUGACAAGCACAUCAAGUGAUGCCUGGAGGCCAGUCAGAGUGGGGGCUGUGAGUGCCACAUCAUGUACAUAAACAAUAUAACUAAGUACGGUUCCAGCUAGACGUGCCCCUACAUCUGCUGGUACUUUGCAGAGUGCCCAGUCCAAGGUGAUGUUGAACAAGUAUGGGGACAGUGGAUCUCCCUGCAACACUCCCCUCCUGAUGGGACUAGUGUCCCAUCAGGAUUAUGGACCAACUCAGUGAGUGCUAAUGGAAAAUCCUAUCUCCUGGUGGCAGCAACCAGGUAGGGGGGGGGUACCUCACUAAGUCAAAGGCCUUUGUAAAGUCUAUAAGUGCAACAUAAAGGUUGUCAAAUUUG
This is a messenger RNA of Portunus trituberculatus (swimming crab), 4479 nucleotides long. RefSeq names its product tRNA:m(4)X modification enzyme TRM13 homolog. Lineage: Eukaryota; Metazoa; Arthropoda; Malacostraca; Decapoda; Portunidae. Bases 210 to 1589 code for a protein of 459 amino acids. The transcript has 10 exons. Gene Ontology annotation, biological process: tRNA methylation. The record is from RefSeq and is a predicted model, not a curated record.